AUGGGCUGUAAUCUUCUCUUAUAAAUCUGUAUAAAUACCCCAAUUAAACCAGCUCAUAUCUGAUAUACACAUCAAAGUUUGGUUUGGCAAGUUAAAAAUGACGUUUAAAGGAUUGAUGAGGUUGUCAUUAGUAUUUAGAAGGCAGCUGCAUGUAAUCUCAAGAUCUUCCUGCAGCAUUAAACCAGCUUCUCCAACUCCCUCGAACCUCAAACGAUACAAUAUUCCUUUACAUGAUCGCAUGGUUCCAAAUUUUUAUAUUCCACUGAUUUUUUUCUAUCCCAAAAACAACUCUGAUCCCAUUCGUGAACGGGUCCCUGAUAAUGCAUCAGAUCUACUGAAGAAGUCUUUGUCGGAGACACUGUCCAAGUACUAUCCAUUUGCAGGAAGGAUAUGCUCUGGAUCGUACGUCGAUUGUAACGAUGAAGGCGUUCAAUUUAUCGAGGCUCAAAUCGGAUGCAAUAUGUCGGAGGUUCAGGAUAGAGCUGCAGUCAAGGAAGAAGACGGAUUAGGCCAUCUGUUUCCACCUUGCACAAUUCGGAAUCAGUUUUCUGAGAAGCAUUCGGGUAAUAUAAUGUAUGUGCAACUCAACCGUUUCGAUUGUGGAGGGAUGGCUGUAGCAGUUAGCAUUUCUCACCUUCUUGGGGAUGCUCUUACUACCUGCACACUUUUAAGGUAUUGGGCCACUCUGUCACUCCAUUCUGGUGAUCACCGAAAACUGUUACAUCUCUGUCCCGUUCUGGUGAAUGCUCUGCUGCCUCUAUCCUAUGAUAUUAAUGCCAUCGAAACCAUCAUAUUUCCAGAUAAGAAUUGGACGACGAAGGAAUUAGUGUUUCCCAACACAAAGCUAGCAGAACUGAAGAUUGUGGUGAAUAACGAGGAUAAGCUGGAUGGAGUAGUGGAAGAUCAAAAAUACACCCGCAACGAGCUUCUGACUGCACUCCUUUACAGAUGUCUUGUAAGCGUGGCAGAUAGGACUAAUGCUGGAGUGCAUAAUGGAUCCGUUUUAAUGCGGGCUGUCAAUGUGAGGCAUAUGAUUGAUCCGCCACUGCAAGAAACAACUGUGGGGAAUUUCCAGAUUCUAAACCACAUUGUAGCGACCACAGAGGCGGACAAAAAGUACAGAACGUUGGUAGCACGAAUGAGGAAAGAGAGGGAACAGCUAAAAGGAAUCAAGAGUAUGGAAGGACACGAAAUGGAGACUGAGUUUCUUGAGUUCACAAAACACAAGUACAGGUUCUACGUUAUUACAAGCAUGUGUAAUUUCCCGCUAUAUGAUAUCAUGGAUUUCGGGUGGGGAAAGCCGGUUAAAGCUGUGCUUGUGGACACUCCGAUGGUUGAUGUCAUCACUCUGAUGGAUACCGCGAAUGAUGGUAUUAGAGCUGUUGUUGGCUUAGAAGAGCAAGAAAUGAAGGAAUUUCUAGCACACGGAGAACUGCUUACUUAUGCCACUCUUUAAGCACAGAGCGGUUAGUAUUUUUAACUUUCUGUAAAAGUGUUGUGUUUGUUUUCUUGACUUCAACCCAUCAUCUUUUAUCAAAAGAAACCAAUUUAGCAACGAAUUUGUUCCGUUAGCAUGAACUUCCCGAUCAACUAUAUGCCAACCAAUUAUUUUCAUUAUCAUUCCCUUGGCGGUGAUUUACCAACGAAAAUCCUUAUCAUGUUAACAGAAUUUCUGUCAUUAAAAUGAGUUUUCUUGUAGUGCUAUAAGCAAAGAGCCGUUAGUAUUUUUAACUUUGUACAAAGAUGAAUCGGUGUUUUCUUGACUUCAACCCAUCACCUUUUAUUGUAGAGAAAAGUUUGUUUGCUUAUGCUUCUUAUAAUUCCCAUCCGUGUUCAAUUUUAGUCGAUGGCUUUUUUCCCUUUAAUUAGAACUAGCUUUUUAACCCGUGCAAAACACGGGUUGCUUUCAAUUAUUUUUCAAUAUAUCUCAUAUCUCUUUGUUCAUCAUUUUUAAAUUGAGAUUAUUUGUGUUAUAAACGUAAUUUAAAUGUAAUUUUUUUGUAUAUCAAGUCAUAUCAUGUGUUUGUUUGGCUGCCCCAGCUUCCGCCUUCUUUUUCUAAGAAAGUCGGCUUAUAAUUUUGUAAAAAGUCAGAAACACCUGUAAGAAGCCAAAAUUUCUAACUUUUAUUUUCAGAACUUCUACUUUUCCUUAAAAAAUUUUAAUCACUUUUAAGUCUAGACUUACCUCUUACUAAUGCUGCACAUUUUUUUUGACGGAAUAUAGUGCACAUUUUUAUUUGAAGAAAGAAGUCACUUUUUUAAAGUUUACCCAAACGACCCUUCUGUUGAUGUAUAUAUGUACUCAUAUCCUCACUAUUAUGAAAUUUAUUAAAAUAUAAAACAAAAACUAUACAAUAUUUAAAAUUUGAUUAUAUAUUAAAUUACCAUUCACCUGAAAUUAUUGAAAAAUUGAUACAAAAAAUAAGAUUCUUGCUGAAUUAGAGUGUUUGUCAUAUAGUUAUAUAUUAUAUUUCUAAUUAUUUCAAUAUUUAAAAUUUGAAAUGAAGAACUUGUCUAAACACCAUCAUUCUAAUAUUAGUGCAAUUUUUGCCCAUCAUCGAGUUUUUGGGUUAGUCAAAAAAUGGGAGCACCAUUCAUUAUUUUUUGCUAAAUAUAAAAGGGAACAUUUUGGAAUUGCCAGAGGGCGUGGUUUCAAUUCUCAGCAGGAAGAAAUUAAUAAUGAUAGUUAUCGAUCAAUGCAGAAUAUUAUGCAUUCUAAUCUUGUUUAUUAUUGUCGGUGGUGCAGCAGGAAGAAAUUAAUAAUGAUAGUUAUCGACCAAUGCAGAAUAUUAUGCAUUCUAAUCUUGUUUAUUAUUGUCGGUGGUGUUUCUUGUUGGCGGUUGCUCGUCUGAUGAAUUGUAUACGCUGUUUUUUGGUAUAUUUUUUAAGGCUUCGUUAAAGUAUAAUUACAAAACAUUAUUUAAAAUUUUCCUUAACUGAAUAAAAAUUUGAGGUUUAAAUUUUUAUUCAAAAAAAAAAAUUUUAAAAAGUAUUUUACAACAAAAUUUUAUUAAAAUCUCAAAAUACGUGCACAGUUAAGGUAUAUAUUUGAUUGGGACAGAGAUUAGACUACAAAAGAAACAAAUUUUUUAAGGCAGGUGAUUUUGAUCUC
This is a messenger RNA of Daucus carota subsp. sativus, 3112 nucleotides long. Its product is annotated as acyltransferase Pun1. The transcript has 2 exons. The coding region runs from base 98 to 1456 and encodes 452 amino acids. The record is from RefSeq and is a predicted model, not a curated record. Lineage: Eukaryota; Viridiplantae; Streptophyta; Magnoliopsida; Apiales; Apiaceae.